Molecule: messenger RNA, 585 nt
Organism: Ostrea edulis (European flat oyster)
Lineage: Eukaryota; Metazoa; Mollusca; Bivalvia; Ostreida; Ostreidae
Exons: 2
Coding region: 1-585 (194 amino acids)
Source: RefSeq, a predicted model, not a curated record
AUGCCUAUGGUCCAGUCGUGUUUGCUUAAAACCACGCUGUGUGACACCGUGUCCCCUCCCUACAAAACCACGCUGUGUGACACCGUGCCCCCUCCCUACAAAACCACGCUGUGUGACACCGUGCCCCCUCCCUACAAAACCACGCUGUGUGACACCGUGCCCCCUCCCUACAAAACCACGCUGUGUGACACCGUGCCCCCUCCCUACAAAACCACGCUGUGUGACACCGUGCCCCCUCCCUACAAAACCACGCUGUGUGACACCGUGCCCCCUCCCUACAAAACCACGCUGUGUGACACCGUGCCCCCUCCCUACAAAACCACGCUGUGUGACACCGUGCCCCCUCCCUACAAAACCACGCUGUGUGACACCGUGCCUCCUCCCUACAAAACCACGCUGUGUGACACCGUGCCCCCUCCCUACAAAACCACGCUGUGUGACACCGUGCCCCCUCCCUACAAAACCACGCUGUGUGACACCGUGCCUCCUCCCUACAAAACCACGCUGUGUGACACCGUGCCCCCUCCCUACAAAACCACGCUGUGUGACACCGUGCCCCCCCCCCUACAAAACCACGCUGUGUGA